Protobothrops mucrosquamatus (brown spotted pit viper) is the source of this 2255-nucleotide messenger RNA. It is a transcript of the gene GUSB, whose product is annotated as glucuronidase beta. The transcript is spliced from 12 exons. Gene Ontology annotation, biological process: glucuronoside catabolic process; carbohydrate metabolic process. Bases 53 to 1918 code for a protein of 621 amino acids. The record is from RefSeq and is a predicted model, not a curated record. Lineage: Eukaryota; Metazoa; Chordata; Lepidosauria; Squamata; Viperidae. Gene Ontology annotation, molecular function: beta-glucuronidase activity; carbohydrate binding.
UGCUUGCUGUGUCCUCCUAGGAUGGUGCCCGGCUGGAGCCCUGGACAGUGGGAUGCUCUACCCACGGGAGUCAUCCUCCAGGGAGCUGAAGGAUCUCAGCGGCCUCUGGAGCUUCAGGGCAGACUGGUCUGAGCAAAGGGAUGCAGGAUUUCUGGAACAGUGGUACAGACGGCCACUUCGGCAGACGGGGCCAGUGAUGGACAUGCCAGUCCCCGCCAGCUUCAAUGACAUAACUCAAAAUCCAAAGUUGCGGAGUUUUAUUGGCUGGGUGUGGUACGAGAAGGAGGUGCUUCCACCGGCUCGCUGGCUCUUGAGAGAUCCUGGGACUCGUAUUGUACUUCGAAUUGGAAGUGCACACUAUUACUCUGUUGUGUGGGUGAAUGGAGUGGAAGUCACUAAGCAUGAAGGAGGACACCUCCCUUUUGAAGUGGAGAUCAGUGAAAUCUUGUAUAGGAGCCCCAAAGAGUCCUGCCGCAUCACCAUUGCAAUCAAUAAUACUCUGACACCGCACACACUGCCUCCAGGAACAAUUCAGUAUAUGAACGAUGAGUCCAUGUAUCCGAAGGGCUACUUUGUUCAAAACACAAGAUUUGAUUUCUUCAACUAUGCUGGAAUUCACCGACCGGUCUUGCUCUACACCACACCCUUGGCCUACAUUGAUGAUAUCACAGUAACCACAGCCUUGAAGGGAAAAGUUGGCCUGGUUCGUUAUUUGGUGUCUGUACGAGGAAGUUCAAACUACUUUUUAUCCCUGACUUUGUAUGACAGUGAUCAGGUUGCUGUAGCAACAGGAAAUGGGUCAGCUGGUGAACUGAAAGUGAUGGAUCCUCUUCUCUGGUGGCCCUACUUGAUGAACGAACGUCCUGCAUACCUCUACUCCUUGAAGAUCACACUCACUGCCGUUGUGGAUGGCUCCAUCUCUGAAGACACCUAUGUGCAACCAGUUGGUAUCCGAACCAUCUUUGUUACGCGCAACCAGUUUCUUAUUAAUGGGAAACCAUUCUAUUUUCACGGGGUCAACAAACAUGAAGAUGCUGAUAUCCGUGGCAAAGGCCUAGACUGGCCUUUGAUCAUGAAGGAUUUCAACCUUUUGCGCUGGCUAGGAGCCAAUUCCUUUCGCACCAGCCAUUAUCCGUAUGCUGAGGAGAUCAUGGAGCUUUGUGAUGCUUAUGGCAUUGUUGUGAUUGAUGAAAGCCCAGGAGUGGGCAUGCAUGACAGUCUGAACUUUGGGAACCAGUCUCUGCAACACCAUCUUGUUGUGAUGGAAGAACUGAUCCGGCGGGACAAAAACCGACCCUCAGUUGUAAUGUGGUCAGUGGCCAAUGAGCCAUCCUCAGAGUUGCCUGUGGCUGCUUACUACUUCAAGACAGUGAUAGCCCACACCAAAGCUUUGGACCCCACCCGGCCUGUGACAUAUGUCUCAAAUGCUAAUUACCUCCGAGAUCAGGGGGCACCUUAUGUGGAUGUCAUCUGUGUGAAUAGCUACUUCUCCUGGUACCACGAUGCAGGACAUCUGGAAGUGAUCCAGCUGCAGCUGAAGACACAAUUUGAGCAUUGGUACUCUACCUAUCAAAAGCCCAUCAUUCAGAGUGAAUAUGGAGCAGACACCAUCAGUGGCUUUCAUGCUGAUCCCCCUCUCAUGUUCUCUGAGGAAUAUCAGACAGCUGUGCUCAAGGAAUAUCAUACUGUCUUAGACCAAAAGAGGGAGGAAUAUGUGAUUGGAGAACUCAUCUGGAAUUUUGCCGAUUUUAUGACAGAACAAGGGGUGACACGCGUCAUGGGUAACAAGAAAGGGAUUUUCACUCGCCAAAGGCAGCCAAAAGCUGCUGCCUUCCUUUUGAAAGAUAGAUACUGGACGCUUGCCAAUGAAUCCAAAUCUCUGACGCCACCAGCCGCGUGCAGUGCCUGCUUGCCCUAAGCACACUUCUCCACGUUUGCUCAACUCUCAUUUAAGGUAUUACAAGAAGUUCAUGUUGCAGAUGCUCUAUGGAAAGAACAUUCAAAUACAGGUAACUUUUCUAUGACUGGAUGUCAAAGAACAAAUGUACUUAGAUCAUGAAAUCUAAUCAACGAAGCCACCAGCAGGACUGGUGACAAAAUUUGGCAAUACUGUUUAUUCUAUUCUUAAAAGGAGUCAGAGAAAAAGAUACUGUGUAGACAUGUUUCUCCGAUUUUGAAAAACACUUGCACAUUUCUAAGGGUCAAAACGUUUCUUAGCCUGAUUAAAGUGUUUUACAAUCUUUUGAUCCCUUCUU